CGGCACCGAGAGACGGCCCCCAGCGCCCCGUGCCCCUAGCUCGGGGUCCCACGGCGCUCUCCGCCCUGGCUGUGGUGCUGCCCGUCCGCCCGGGGCCGGUUCGCUUUCGUCUCUCGUUGCGCGGGUCGCGGGCAGCGAGCCUUAUGUAUGUUACCAAUGGAAUGUAGUAUGUGGACUUGCUCUGGAAGUGAUGCUGAUGACGACCUGCUCGUAAAUGUGCAGUCAUUACAGAGUCAGCUGAGGAGAACUGAAAAGAGCCUACAAACUGUAGAGAAAGAGCUUUCCAGUACAAGGGAACAUUACAGCCACUGCUUCGAUGAGGCUACAGAUGUCCCUCUGGAGGACUUUGUACAGCCCAAUUACGAUUGUCAAGGCCUUUCCAGCUGUAAGAAGAAUUCUGGGAGAACAUCUCGCCAGGAUUUUCAAAGAAAAUGCAAAUCUUACUCUGUAUCCACAACUUUGGAUAAAACUGUGGAAGAAAAUGAACAACUGCAGGAGCAGUUGGAUGCCCUUCAUGAGCAAAAUGCAUCUUUGACUUCUCAGAAUCACUUCCUGAAGAACAGAGUGGAAACAAUGAACUUUGAAUUGAUGCAGUCAAAAACAAAAAUUUCGUAUCUUGAGGCUGCUUUAGCUACACAUUUAAUCAGCAUUCCAAAGUUGCAAGAACAGAUUGUAAAUUUGGAAGCAGAAGUUUCAGCUCAAGAUAAAAUCCUGAAAGAUGCAGAAGAUAGACUAGAUCAAAAUCAGAAGACAGCAAUGGAAAGAGAACACAUGUUGGAAAGAUAUCAAAAGGGCUAUAAAAUUCUGAAAAUUGAGUUAAUUGAACAAAGCAAGCAAGGAAAGAGAGCGCAACAGCAAAGAAAUGAAGCUUUGUUGACUGUGGCGGAGCUGACAAGGGCUUUUACAAAGUAUAAAGCAGAAAUGACUGAAAAAUUAGAAAAGGCAAAAGCUGAAGAAGUGGUCUUGGGAGAACGUUUAAUUAAUUGUGAAAAAGAAAAAGAGAAGCUGAAUGAUAAGUGUAUCAGCUACAGGAAGGAUCUGGACAUCCUAGAAGAGCAACUAAGACAAUUAAAGGAAGAUAAUCACAACACAAAAGAAGAAAUUAAAGCUCUAGAGGCAAAGAACACUGAAAUUACAUCAAUGCUGAGUCAGUCUGAUCAGAAGAUCAUCAAGCUUGAGAGUGAACUUUCUGAAAAAGAAAUAGUACUUAAAGAGAAAAAUGCUCUAAAAAGUGAAAAUGAAGAGCUGAGAGCACUCACUGCACAGCAACAUAACCAUUUGAAAUUAUGUCAUCAAGAAAUAGAGGAUUCAAGGGAAGAGCUCAACAUUCUGGAAACCAUUAUUUCUCAGUUGUCUUUAAAUGAAUCUGAAGAGUUUAAAUGGCACAAUUUCAAACACCAGCUCUUGAGUUCCUCAGCAAAAGAAGCUGCCUCUGAAUCUUGUGGUGAAUUGAGUAAACCUUUGAUUGCAGACCUAAGCAUUAAACUGGCAACGAAAGAAGCAGAAAUUCAAAGUCCUGGUGCAAACUUAACUAUCUGUACUGGAGCUGAGCAUCUUUCUGACAGUAAUGAAGGACAAGGAAACAGCAAGUUAUGUGACCUGGAAACAGAGCCUGUCAAAUUGAUCAGAAAUCCAGGAGAGAGGACAAAAUGUCAACAGUUGGAACUUAUAAGCAAACAAUUUGAAAAGGUGAGGCAAAAAUUCCAGAAAGAGAUAGAAGAGCUACGCACUAAACUGAUAAAAGCAGAUGAUGAGAAUUCUGCCUUGAGGACCAGCAUGGCUCAGAGAACCAGUCAGUUUCAAAUCAUACAGGAAGACCUAUUGAAGAAGGCUUCAAAAACUAGUAGCUUAGAGAGAGAAAUAAGAAAGAAGUCUUCUCAGCUUUCUGCACUUGAGAAACAGUUGGAAGAAAAGUCUAUUGCUUAUUCCACUGCUGCAGAAAGAAAUACUGAGUUGGAACUGGAACUCAUGGGAAAAAACAGAUGCAUUCAUGAGCUGGAAACAACUAUCAGUGAAGAACAUGAGAAAAUAACUUCUGCUUUUGAAAAUGAAAAGUUGUUUCACCUCAAGCAGCACAAAGAAACGGAGAAACAGAUUGCUCUACUUCGGACACAGCUGGAGAAGAAACAUCAACAAGUCAUUGAACAAGAGAAAAUAAUUUCUAUUUUACAACAAGAGGUUAUACAUAAACAGCAUCACAUUGAGUCAUUGGAUGGGCUGCUAAUAGGAAACAGAGAGGAAAUGGAAAAUCAAAAUGUCAAGAAAGAUCAAGGAUUGAAGAUGCUGGAAAGUCAGUUAACAGAAGAAAAAAUCAAAGUACAACAACUUGAGUCAGCACUAAAUGUAUGUAAGGAAGAAGUUGCACUGUAUUUGAGUCAGUCACAAGAAAACAAGGAGAUGUUUGAAAAUCAGCUGAAAGAAAGGUCUGAAGAGCUUCAUUAUUUACAGAAAGAAAUCAAAAUUAAAGGUCAGACUAUUCAGGACAUGAGCGAACAAAAUAUUCUCCUGCAACAAACUUUGCAUCAUCAGCAGCAAAUGUUACAGCAAGAAACUAUUAGAAAUGGAGAGUUGGAAGAUAAUCAAAUUAAACUUGAAAAACAGGUAUCCAAUUUGGAAAAAGAGCUUCAGAAGCAGAAAGCAUGUGCAGAAGAUGAGUUGAGAAUGGUGGAGGAGAAACUGCGCCUAGCUGCUCAGGAAGCAGAUUUAAACAGACAGAAGGUGGAUGAACUGAAUUGCACAAUCAGACAGAUUAAAUUGGAGAUGGAUCAGUGCAAGAAUGAACUUACUGGCAUGGAAAAAGAAGUAGUGCAAUUAAAACGAGAUGGUGCAAACAAAGCGCAGCAGAUCAAUCAGUUGGAUAUCACUCUGGAAGAAGCAAGAUCAGAGCUCAAUAAAAAGGCAAAUGAGGUGAAUGAUUUUGAAGAUAAGCUGCUUCAAAGCGAGACUUGCCACAGGAAAGCCUUACAGAAAAUAGCAGAACUGGAAUCUGCAUUACAGAAUGCCUGUGGAGAAUUAAAGAUCACUUUAACACAGCUCCAGGAGUUGCAAAAUGCAUUACAGAAUGCACAGUCCUCUCUGGAGGACAAGAACAUUGCUAUCAUGGAUCUAACAACUGAGCUCAGGUACUGCAAGGAUGAAAUUGAAGACAAAAAGCAGGAACUCCUUGACAUGGACCAAGCACUGAAAGAAAGGAAUUGGGAACUAAAACAAAGAGUAGCUCAGAUUGCACAAUUGGAUAUGACAGUUCGUGAGCAUAAGGGAGAAAUGGAGCAACAAAUAAUUCAAUUACAGUGUAAUUUAGAGAAGUCAGAGUUGGAAAUUAAGGAAUGCAAUAAACAGAUUGAGAGCUUAGAGAAGAAACUCCAGCAAUCUAAAGAUGAGCUUCGUGAAAAAGAAUUUGUAUUGCUCCAGAGAGAUCAGGAAAUAAAUCAGCUGAAGAAAAAAAGAAUGAAAGAAAACAUAGCCUAGAAGCUCUUGGGAAAGGUGCAAGAACUGUGGAGGAAUGACUGCGGCUGCCCGUUGGACAAGCAGCAACCCAGGAAUGCUGUUGCUGGCAUCGUCACUGAGCAGGCAAAGAGGACAUUUUAAAGCUGUAUUUCUAAAUAAGACAUGUAGUACUGAAGCAAAUGACAACCUUUUUAUUUUUCCAACUGUUACUGAGAUUAUUGCCUUCAUAUAGUAACAUAUUAAUUUAUCUUUUAUACUUCAGAAUAAAAUUAUUUAUUUUAAGUUGUAGGGAUUCAUUUCAGCUGUCAUCUUUUUCAAAGGUUUUUAAAUUAUGUACUUGUUUAAUAACUCACUUCUAACUAAAAGCACAAUGGUACUACCUUAUUAGCAAUUUUUGUUUGGAACUAUUUUAUCUUUUGUACAAAUGCAGUGAUGCAGACACAACAUAUUAUUAAAAUUUACCUGUUUGUAAGAUAUUUUGGGACACUGAUUUGAUCAUAGACACUGGCAAAACCUGCUUGCUUUACUCCAAGCAGUAUCUUUAAGAUGCACAGGGUUGUGGGACUGGGUUGUGACCCGCAGGGUUGUGGGCCAUAAAUCUUGAGGUUGUUUCUUUUGAUAUUUUUAAUCAAACAAAAAUCCAUACAAAAAUUCCCAUUGAUUAAAUUCACAUCAUAACUAUGCAUUCUAAAACAUAUUUAUUUCCAGGUUUCCAAAAGUAUUACACAGUUAAGCUUGUUAUGAAUGGCUAGUGGCCCCUUUUCUAUAUUUACAUAAGCAUCAGAAACUGCAAAUAUGCUUUUGAGGCCUUAAUCUAAGUCUGAUUAAAGCAUUCAUGACUUAUGUGCAUUAAGACAUGUGAUUCAUACUUCAGAAAUCAAGUUACUAAAGUUAUUUGAUGUAAAGAAAAGGAGAAGAAUUGAAUGUAUUUCAGUUUGAAUACCAGGCCUCAGUUAAGUGUUUUAUAUAUUAAAAGUGUGUCUUACCCAACAAACCUAUCUGAGGUAUCCAGAAACUCUGCUAGUGGCAGUUUGCUAAACUCCUUGGGCAGUACUGGCUCUUUCACUUCAUGUAAACACGUUCCACAAAUGCCACAUGUUCCACAUUAAGUGGUUCUACAAAAGCAGCCACACAUUCUGCUACCAUUGACAAGCCAAGAUACACUCAUCUCAAGUAUUUCUGCAGUUUCAGAUUAUUUAUUCUGCUAUUGUGAAAAUUAUGAUGUGACAAAAACCACUUACAGAAAUAAAUAUAUUGUGUGUUUUAAAUCAAGCUAUUUCUUUCUCUACAUAACUGUAAAGGGAAAAUCUUA
This is a messenger RNA of Motacilla alba alba, 4759 nucleotides long. It is a transcript of the gene CCDC18, whose product is annotated as coiled-coil domain containing 18. Bases 148 to 3468 code for a protein of 1106 amino acids. The transcript has 25 exons. The record is from RefSeq and is a predicted model, not a curated record. NCBI's taxonomy places the organism in Eukaryota, Metazoa, Chordata, Aves, Passeriformes, Motacillidae.